This is a messenger RNA of Paralichthys olivaceus (Japanese flounder), 4031 nucleotides long. RefSeq names its product ETS transcription factor ELK4 (gene elk4). NCBI's taxonomy places the organism in Eukaryota, Metazoa, Chordata, Actinopteri, Pleuronectiformes, Paralichthyidae. Gene Ontology annotation, biological process: cell differentiation; regulation of transcription by RNA polymerase II. Gene Ontology annotation, molecular function: DNA-binding transcription factor activity, RNA polymerase II-specific; sequence-specific DNA binding. The record is from RefSeq and is a predicted model, not a curated record. Gene Ontology annotation, cellular component: nucleus.
UGUACGAGCAGCAAUGAACGCAGCAUAAUUUCCUGUACAGAGGAUAUAUCGUCGGUUCGAGCCAAAGCCAGUUAAAUGUAUUUUACGUCCAGGUAUUUGCUUGACACUCGCUUAGAAACUUGUUUCCCGAGCCAUGCCGGAGUAACAGGCUUUUCAGACAUGUUUGGGGGAUAUCUGGACGCGGCUCGACGACUUGGAAAUCCAGCGGGCUCUGCGAGCGAGUGAGAGACAUGGACAACUCUGUCACCCUGUGGCAGUUCCUACUCCAGCUCCUAUUGGAUUCCAGUAAUGACCAACUCAUCUGCUGGACCAAUGAGGAAGGCGAGUUCAAGCUGCUGCAGGCUGAGGAGGUUGCACGGCUGUGGGGUGCUCGAAAGAACAAGCCUAACAUGAACUAUGACAAACUGAGCAGGGCCCUCAGAUACUACUACGACAAGAACAUCAUAAAGAAAGUGAAUGGUCAGAAGUUUGUCUAUCGCUUUGUGUCCUAUCCUGAAAUCCUGAAAGGAGAUGUGUCUACCCGACCAGAUAGUGGGGAUGUGGGUGUUGGGGGCAUUUCACCCUUAACAAGAAGGGACAGCACCCUACAGGAGGGGGAGCUUGUUGACAGAGCCAAGGUAGGAGGUAACACAGGGGCUCUGGGCUCAAGCACCAAGCAGUCAAACCGUAACGACUACAUCCACUCUGGCCUGUACACGUCCUUCACACUCAACUCGCUACAAAAUGGACGCCAGCUCUUCAAGUCCAUCAAAAUGGAGAACCCAGCAGAGAAGAUGGCAGACAAGAGGGGUCUCACCGCCACAGCCCAGAGCCAGCCACAACAGCCAACUGCUUUGCCAUCAGUCAUCAAGUUUGGAAACACCCCUCCAAAACCAGCACUAGCACCGCCUCCUCAGGUUGCCAUAGAGCCAACCAUUUUGUCCAACCACUUCAAUCCUCUGCAAGCUCCGCCCCGGAAGGUUGAAGAAAUCAGCACACACUCCUCCCUGCCACCCCAAUCUGUCUACUCAUUUGAACACAUCCGCCCAUCAGAACCAACGUUCAGCUUAUCAGAGCUGACGUCUGCCAGCCCAUCACCAAGCUUAGUGCCUGACUCCUCUCAUGAACUGGUAAUUGACAGCGACAUCGAGUCUGGAUCAUCUCAGCCCGCAGAUGCUCAGGCACCAGAGCUGAGAGACGCUCAGACACAUGAGAAGGUGGACAGCAGCAUCGCUCUGUCUGGAGAUGAGAUCAGUUUUGUGGAUGCUGAAACCAGUUCAUCCUCAGUGAGCAGCUCUACAACACUCAGCACUCAGAGCUUAGCAAAGACACGCAAGCCGCCGAAAAUCCUGCAGAUCAGCCCACCUGCUCUGCUGGUCACCACAUCCGACUUCUCCCCCAUGAACCUUUGCAGCCCCUCACUACCUACUGCCUCUCUCACACCAGCAAUGCUACAGACUCCCACUCUGUUGCUGACUCCCAGUCCUCUGCUGUCCAACAUCCACUUCUGGAGCACGCUCAGUCCUGUCGCUCCACUCAGCCCAGCCACACGGCGCCAGGGAGGCCACCUGUUCCAGUUUCCGUCGGUCCUCACCCCCCAGUUCCAGAUCCCUGUACACAGCACAGAUGGGACCAACACGCCCGGCCCCAUUUCACCAGACCCUCAAAAGACAUAGAGUGCAGCCGCCCACAGCAUCACCAUGUUUGGACCCAGACAGUAAGACUCUCCCCACCCCACCACCCCAGAGCUCCAUCUCCUGCUCCCACAUCCAGGACAUUAAUGUGGGAGCUCUGUCAUUGCCAUUCCCCCUCACACUGGUGCUUGAAAGUUCACUACAAUCUGCUGUGUUGAGGGAGAAGCUGAGGAGUCCAGUCUUCUAGUCCAGUUUUUUCAUGGCAUUUAGCAUUUACACCCUGAGGAUGACGUACUGCACUCACACACUGAUGCCGCUGCUCUGUGCGCACUUACAUAGUAUUUUUGUCUGGCUUUUUGGGAUCCUCAGUCACGGCAGUUCAAAGGAUGGAGGAAUUUCCAUGGCAACUGUGCAUGUGGAUCAGACCCUCGGCAGCCACAAUCUGCCUCACACUUGGACCACAAGACAAGUGAAAUUGCAGAUAUCUCAACCUUUCCUUUAGAGCUCCCUUCUUAUCUUGUGCAACAGUUACUGCCAAAAAAGACUCCUUCUUUUUGUUGUUAUCGGUUCCCAAUCAAAUAUCUCCUCUACUGACAGACUCUGCUCCUUUUUGUUGCGCUGUCCUUAUACUCAUGUAACUCGCAUGUGUUUCUGCAGCUCUUUAAUCUUCUACCUGAACUUCAGUGUCAAGCAUUGCCUUCAGCUGCUCUGCGUUGUUAUAGCCAUAUCCAACGGGACUUUUACCUUGACUGUCUUAUUGUGACGUGUGGCCAUAAUCCGAGCCGAAACCUUGAAUCACGCCUCUAUGUAACUGUUCUAGUGUGUCUGUAUGUAGUAGAAUAGCCAUGAAAGCCAGUGCGCUUUCAAUGACACAAAGUGAAGCCAUAACCCUUUCUGAGCAUCGACUCUGCAAUUAGAAACUCACAAACCAUGAACGUCUUACUGCUCUGAUGUUGCCUUUUUAACCUAACCAUUAAUUGUUAAAGGCAGACAUAAUUCAGUAGUUUCAAAUUUUUAGAAAUACAAUUGAGAGUUAAAUAAGAAGAUUGAUUAACAGCUCUCAUGUUUGACCAGGAGACAUGUAGCUUCCUUGGCUUAGCACAAAAGCUGGAAAUGGGUAAAUGGCUAGCUGAGCUUAGUCUGAGGGUAACAAAACCUCUUAAACCCACCAAUAAACACUAUUAUUUGUGUAUUUUAAUACAAAUAUGUGUGUACAUUUUUUAUUGGGAGGCAGUUGGGUGGUGACUGUGUCGGAGUUUGCCUGGCAGCUACAAAUUCUUUAAUAUUUACAAAAUCCCAAGUGAAAAAACAACAUGCUGGCUCCAGCUAUAUAGCUACUUCUAGACAGACAUGAGAGAGGUUUCCACCUUCUUAUCUAAUUUGUGGUAAUAAUGCAUGUUCAGUGUAUUUAUGUGCUGCUAAUAGAUGCACUGUAUGAAUGUGUGUGUGAAUGGGUCAAUGGCAGUGGUCAUCAAGACUAGAAAAGUGCUAUGUAAAUACAGACCAUUUACCUGCAUGUCUGUUGUGGAAGUGACUGCAGAAAGAACUGUUCCUCGUGAAUGAAAAUCACAGCAGACCUUGGAAACUUGUUCGUCAGUUUCAGUGUCACUUUCCUUUAUUCUUGUAAAUGACAGGCUUUGACGUUUUAUUGCUUGCAGUGUUAGUGCAGCUACUGAAACCCAGACUAAACCCUACUCAUCUUAGUACCUAGACUCUUUCACUUUAACAAAGCUGAAAUACAUUGACCUUUAAUCACGGCGAUGUAGAAACACUCCAGAACUUUCAAGUACCUUCCUGUCCCUUAAAUCUUUCUUGUCUAGUUGAUUAGCCAUGAAAGGUCUGCACCUGUUUUCUACUUUGAAGCCAUAAGUCUGAGACACAGACUCGCCAGGUAGAUCCCAACUUUCUAUGCUAUUAAACAUGGAUAUUGUACAUCACGCUUGUUUACACAAUACAUACAACACACCAGUGUGUGUUUACCCAAGUGUCACUUUCUAACCCAGGGAUGGAUGACCAAUGAAUCUUGUGGGGGGGGACUUUGCUCACUUUUACUUAACCUACAGACAUUAUCCUCCCCCCAACCUGCCGCCCAUCAUUGAUACAUGGUGCCUUACCACAGCCAAGCUCAAGUUUCUCUCCCCAAAGUGGAGGAGUACAGAUUUAACGGUAUACGACAGCGCUCCUGUUUGUUUUUAUGCCAUAUCUUUGAGUAGACCAAACCAGAGGCCAGAGAAAGUUUGGAGUAAAACUUCACAGGGAUGUUGAGUGUGUGUGAGCUCACUGCUACAUUGUCUGCUGCAAUGCUCUUAAGGUUGCAUCACUCGACAUACAGACGGCAGCGUGGGUUAAUAUGCACAGCACCUAAAACUGAACCUGGACAAACUUUCCGACCUGCUAUUAAGCGUUUUUGAUAACAGA